Molecule: messenger RNA, 2139 nt
Organism: Ostreococcus tauri
Lineage: Eukaryota; Viridiplantae; Chlorophyta; Mamiellophyceae; Mamiellales; Bathycoccaceae
Product: Ribosomal protein S5 domain 2-type fold,subgroup
Exons: 2
Coding region: 1-2139 (712 amino acids)
Biological process (GO): mismatch repair
Cellular component (GO): MutLalpha complex
Molecular function (GO): mismatched DNA binding; ATP-dependent DNA damage sensor activity; ATP binding
Source: RefSeq, a predicted model, not a curated record
AUGGACGACGGACGACGGGCGAUCAAACGCCUCGCGAGUGAUGUGGUGAAUCGCGUCGCCGCGGGAGAGGUGAUACAUCGACCGGCGAACGCGGCGAAGGAGUUGGUGGAGAACGCGCUCGACGCCGGCGCGUCGACGAUACACGUGCAGGCCAAGGAGGGGGGGAAGCGGUUGUUGUCGGUGCAGGACGACGGACACGGGGUUCGCUUGGAUGAUUUACCGCUGUUGUGCGAGCGACACGCGACGUCAAAGAUUGAGACGUACGAAGACCUGAAGACGUGCGCGAGUUUUGGGUUUCGAGGCGAGGCGCUGGCGAGCAUGAGUUACGUCGCGCACGUGACGUGCACGACGAUGGCACGAGGGGCGGCGCACGCAACGAGGUGCUCGUACGCAGACGGGAAGAUGGAUCGAGAUGGCGCGAAGCCAUGCGCGGGGGUACCGGGGACGACGAUUAGCGUGGAGAAUUUGUUUUUCAACGUGGUGACUCGGCAAAAGGCGCUGAAGAGCGCUUCGGAGGAGUACGCAAAAAUUUUAGAGGUGUUACAGCGGUACGCGGCGCUGCGAACGGACGUAGCGUUUACGUGUCGAAAGCAAGGGGAGUCACGAACGACUUUACACGCCCCGGUGGCAGAGUCACGCGUCGAGCGCUUGCAGGCCAUCUACGGACCCGCCGUGGCGAAGGAUUUGAAGACGCUCGAGUUCGACACAGCAACGUCGAAGAAAAAGUUUGAUUUCAAGCUUAAAAUAGACGGAUUGAUCAGCGGGGGGAAUUACCACUCGAAGCGAACGACGUUCAUUCUAUUCAUUAACUCUCGUUUGGUGGAGUGCGCGCCGCUAAAACGCGCGUGCGAGUCGGUGUACGCGGCUAUUCUCCCGAAGGCGGAGAAACCAUUCAUUUUCAUGCACCUACAGCUCCCGUUCGAGGACGUCGAUGUCAAUGUGCAUCCGACCAAGCAAGAGGUACAAUUCUUGCAUCAAGACGCCAUCGUAGAGGUGAUUCAGAGCAAGGUUGAGAAAAUCUUACUCGCGACGAACUCCACGCGGUCGUUCACGGUGCAGACGCUCCUCCCGGGCGCAGAGCGACUCGGCGGCGGCGCGAACGCCGAGACUAGCGGAGACAAGGAGAACAGCGUGCGAGACGACGGCUUUGGGGUAACGCAGGCAAAGACGCCAAAGACAACGCAGAGAGAGAAAGCGGGGGGCGAUCACAAGCUCGUACGAACCGACGCUAACUUGGCGGCGGGAAGUUUGGACGCAUACCUGCAGCGAGCGAUGAACUCAGAGGGCAAGGAGCACGAGAAGAUCCAAGAGGUUCGACGAGCGGUUCGAGAGCGUCGCGGACAAAGAGUCGAGGCGGAUGACACGUACGUGUGCGAGCUCACGUCCGUGCGCGAGCUCAACGAACAGAUUGCGAACGCGGCGCACAGAGAACUCGGUGAGAUCAUCAAGAAUCACACGCUCGUCGGAGCCGUGGACGGACGCAAGGGCGUGUGGUUGAUGCAACAUCAGACGCGACUUUACAUGGUGGACGCGGUGAAACUCAGCGAGGAGAUGUUCUAUCAGAUAACACUUCGGAAUUUCGCGAAUUUUGGGUCUCAAGCGCUCGAGCGACCAGCGCCGAUUCCCGAGCUCGCGUUGUGCGCGCUCAAGGAUAAAUUCGCCGAGCCCAAUUCUUGGGACGACGCUGAUGGAACGAUGGAGCAGGUGGCCGAGAAGAUCGCCGACAUGCUCGCCGAAAAGGCUGACAUGUUGAAGGAGUACCUCGGAAUAGUCAUAGACGACGGUAGAAGAAUAUCGGGCCUGCCUGUGAUGCUCCCGGGAUACGCGCCGGAAAUCGGCAAGCUUCCCGAAUUCGUCUUGGCGCUUGCCGAGGAUGUGGAUUGGACCGAUGAAAAAGCGUGCUUCGAAGCCCUCGCUCGCGUCCUCGGUACGUUUUAUGCCAUCGACGGCGCGCACGACGACGUCGACGACGACGACACGAACGGAACGAAGGAAUCACCCUCGCUUCGCGUCGCCCGCCUCGUCGUCUUCCCAGCGAUGAAGCGCCGACUUCUCCCGCCGAGGCGAUUCGCUGAUUCCGGCGAGGUGGUCCAGAUCGCCUGCCUCGAGCGGCUGUACAAAAUAUUUGAAAGAUGUUAG